This is a messenger RNA of Linum trigynum, 3395 nucleotides long. Lineage: Eukaryota; Viridiplantae; Streptophyta; Magnoliopsida; Malpighiales; Linaceae. The record is from the annotation of a GenBank genome assembly.
AUUCCCAUUUAGUUCCCAGUAAGUAAGGCAACAAAAGGCCCAUUUUGUCUCACAGUGGGCCACGAAAGGCCCAUUUCUCCCAACCAUCAUGCCCUCAGCCCAUAUAGCACAGGCCAUUCCAAUUUGCAGUUAAAAGAAUUGUCUUUGGCGCCAACAAGUACAACAAGUUACUUGUCUGCUACAUAUUCCAAGGAAAAACCAGCAAGCCACUUAAUCAAGAACAAAGGCAUUGCCUUAAGAGAUUCCUUUGCUCUUGGAAUUCAAGUCUUCUUCCCAGUUGGGUUUUUUCCCCAUCUUCUUCAAUUUCAUUCCUCCAACAAUAAUGGCUUUUCCUCAUCUCAUUCUCAGCCUCUUGUGACAGCAGCAGAAGGAGAGAAGAAGAUCUUGGCUGGAGAGGCUAGGGGUCAUGUUUAGGCCAAAGCACCAAUCGAGGGAGAUCGUCAUAUCAAAAGGCGGUAGUGGUCGUGCUGAAGACAAUCAAGAGAUUUCAGGGUGGAACAAUAGUAAAUUUCCUUACCUUAUCAAAGGAAAGGCUAACAAGAAGAAGAUUAUCCAUCCUCCCAUCGAAUCCCACUUCAUCCUCCCUGCAAUGAAGAGCGAGAGGCGUUCCUCGUCACCGUCGAUUUCGAGCAUGAUGUCGGUGCUCAAGAGAAUUGGGAGGAACACGAGUUUGAAGAUGACAUUGGAAGGAGCUCACGACCCUAACGAUGAAGAAGUCGUGAACAAGUUCCGGGAAGUUCUGUUUCUCGAGGGUCAUUUGCUAGGCAAGCGAAAUGACUAUCAUACCCUCUUGCGGUUUCUUCGGAUGAGGGAUUUUGAUAUUCCAAAGGCAAAAGACAUGUUUGUGAAUUACAUCAAGUGGAGGGAGGAGUAUAGGGUUGAUGCCAUUGCAAAGGAGUUCAAGUUUGAGGAGGCUGGGGAGGUGAAGAAAUGCUACCCUCAUGGGUUCCAUGGAGUGGACAGAGUUGGGAGGCCAGUGUACAUCGAAAGGCUUGGAAUGGUGAACAUGGAUGCUUUGCUUGAAGUGACCAAAAUGGAGAGGCUAGUGAAGUACCAUGUUUGUGAACAGGAGAAGACCAUGAAUUUGAGGUACCCUGCUUGUUCAAUCAUAGCCAAGACUCACAUAGCUUCCACCACCAGCAUCUUGGAUGUUAAGGGAGUGGGAAUGUCCAGUUUCUCCAAGCCAGCUAGGUACCUUUUCAUGGAGAUUCAGAAGAUUGACAGCAACUACUAUCCAGAGACCUUGCAUCGGCUGUACAUAGUGAAUGCUGGAUCUGGGUUCAGAAUGUUGUGGAAAGUACUGAAGCCAUUUCUUGAUGUCCGUACACUGAAGAAGAUUCAGGUGUUGGGAGAUAGCUACAAAAGUGAACUUCUUGAAGCUGUUGAUCCAAGCAACUUGCCAAGCUUUUUGGGAGGAAGCUGCAGCUGUUCUGGUCAUGGUGGCUGCUUGUUUAGUGAUAAAGGGCCAUGGAACAACCCUGAAAUUCAGGACUUGCUUCAGGUACUUGCUGUAACUGAAGAAGGCUACGAUGAUGCGGAUAACACGAGUUUAGCUUCAGAAGACGGCUUAGCAACACCGGGCAGUGGCCAAAUCGAUCAGAGAAGGCAAGAAGAAGUGGUUAAGAAGCUUGAAAAGAUUCAAGCAUUGGAAGCUGCACUCCUGGAAGCCAACACAAAACUAGAAGCCUUGGAAACAGCUCUUGAAGAUACCAAGAAGGUAGUCAAGGGACUUUCACAGCACAUUCAUCAAACCCUCAACUUCUACAUAGAUUAAUUAUUAUGUCAUUAUCAUUGUUGCUCCCAAAAACCAUGCACUUCAAGGCUGGUUUGGUACUUCACUCUCUUUUUCUCUGUUCCUUCUUCUUUUUGGUGAACAAUGAUCUAUUCUCAAAAGUGCAUGAUAAGUGAAUUCAAAUAGGGUAUACACAAGUCAAUUGCAACUGCAAGCCUGAGUGAACUUAGCUGGUACCAAUGUUCCAAUUCAUUAGCUGAUGCGUAACAUGUAGACUACUCGCAACCUGUAACGCAAAAUUUGUCUUCGUCCCCUGCUAGUUAUUUGAUAUGUGUCUAAUUGAGGAUCACAAUAAAUCAUACUUCAUUUCUCCUCUCAAACACACGCGUGUGCGAUAGUUUUAUAUCAAAAGAUAGAUAUGUCCGUUGGAACUUUUUGUAAAUGUUACUGAAAGUUAGUAGGUACAAGAGAAUAUAUAAUACGAAGACCUGCUCUCACAAUUCAUCAGUCGAUAACCCUAGAAUAAAUAAGAAAAUACUCGUCGUUGAGAAAAACAAGAGCUUUGAGUCUAAAUCGUAACAUCCGAUCCACACAGACAAGAAGAGGAUUGCCACAAGUAUGCUCCCAUACACGUUAAGUUGAUUAAGGGUAACCAACAAAGCAACAAAACUGUCAUCCGCCGGAGGAGGGAUACCACCAACACCCUAAACCUACUCACCCCAUUUAUUCUCGACAAAAAGGCUCUCGAGUAAAAUAUGAAAACAACAAUCAUUUAGGAAAAAAAAGUGUGAUCUCUAACCCUCAAUCAUACCAUCCACACACAUACAAUACACAAGAUGAUUCACCCUGAAUCCCCGUGUGUGCACACAAUCCUAAAUACUAAGUCGAUCAAGAGUGACCAACAAAGCAAAUCAAAUGUUGCCCAUACCGCCUUGUAAAGCUCAGUCGGACAAUCAUCUAUGUGCUAGAAAUCAGUAAUUCCACUAACUCAAACUAUUGAUCUUGAUAACUUAAAUUGUUUAUCAAGAUCCAAUUUCUAAUCUUAAAUAAUUUAUUGACCAUCCAGUUUCGGAUUUAUUAUGAUAUUCCAGCUUAUGAACCCUCCCCUCCUGUAACUGGAAUUUCCUGCCCCCAUCAUUUUCACUUCAAUGUAAAAACAGAGAAUGAAUGAAUGAAUGCAUCAGCUACGUGUUGGAUGCGACAAAUUUCAAUAACCAUUAUGGACAAUUGGAGGCGUUUUUUCCUAUUCCACCAACAACAUUUGGUAGAACAUAGCAUCUUUGUGCCCCCAUAAUUUCCUGCAACCCCCAUCUAUCUUUUUUCCAUACAGCGGCUUACUUUGCCCAAAUGGACAAAAGCUGCACUUUGGAGAAGAGCACUAGCUUGAAGUUUGUGUCACUAUUUUGUUUCUUACAUAUAUACAAUGUCAUGCAACCAUCAAAGGCUAUUAUGAUCUUUAUUUGUUGGUUUGUUGUAUUAGUGCUACCAAAUGGGUUUGCUUAACAGAGAGGGAAGAAAGGUAUAAGAGAGAGAGAGAGAGGCUGUUGAGAGAGAAAUGGCAUCUAAAAUUACAAGCUGUAACUAAUUAGGAAAGCAUCUUUUUGAUAAAUGAAAUUUUUUUAGGAAAGCAUCACUUUCCAAACCAUAAACUCUAUUCUUUAAA